Mesorhabditis belari is the source of this 657-nucleotide messenger RNA. The record is from the annotation of a GenBank genome assembly. Lineage: Eukaryota; Metazoa; Nematoda; Chromadorea; Rhabditida; Rhabditidae.
AUGGUACAGUAUCCUCGAACGAUUUGGGUUGUGAGGCAUUGCGAAAGAGAAGACAAUAUUGAUCACAAUUGGAGAAAAAAAGCGGAAUUCAAAAAGUUUCAUCAUGAUAACUCACCACUUUCAGCCCGUGGGAAAAAGCAAGCUGACGAAUUGGCAAAUAGAUUCAAGAAUGUGACCAUCAAUCAUUGUUUUGCUUCACCUUUUGAUCGAACAAUUGAAACGGCGGCUGCGAUUGUUAAAGGGAAAAAUUUGUUGAUUAAUCCGGAACCUGGUUUUAUUGAAGUGUUGUAUUUGUGCGAAAAGCCGCCAUCUUAUUGGGAAAAUUCGGAGCUGAAAAAACACUAUCCAGAUGUUAAUGAGAACUAUCUACCAUUUUUCACAAAGAAUACAUUGCCAAAAGAGGAUUUUGGAGAUGAAGGUUGUAUUGAUCGAGUUGGACGAACAUUAGAACAUAUUUUUGGAAAUUAUCAUGGAGAUCUUCUAUUUGUUAGUCAUGGUGCAGCGAUUGGGGCAAUUCAUGCGAAUUUGGUGAACGACUUCUUGUAUGUCGGCCAGGCGACCGUGUCGAAAUUUGUGGAAACGCAGAAAGGCGUUUUUGAGAUGAAAACAACGAGCGACUCGAGUCAUCUUUCCGAUCAGCGAAAUCUUCGACCUUGG